AUGGGAUAUACCGAGUUGCCCUUCCCCCCAGUCACCAAACAGCACAUCUUGAACUGCUCCUACCACAGUUGGCACCCAAAAUAUCGUGCCGUAACGCCCAAAGCGCGCCUCAUCCCUCUUCCAUCCGCCUUUCUCGAAUACCUUCGGUCAGACGGCAUCGUCCUGCCUCCCGAAGAGAGCGACGACCCCUCAUGGUCAGACAACGACAGUGGCAUCUUCUCGGGCGCGGACAACAACGACGACGAUGCUGAGGAGAGUAUAGAUCCCAGCGCAGAGUGGCGCGACACCCACGAGGCAAUCGAGCGCACCAUUGAGGAGCUGGGCGGCAAAGUCGCUCCCAAGCUCAACUGGAGUGCGCCAAAGGAUGCGACAUGGAUAGCAGCAACCAACAGCAUGGAAUGCCGUACGCCAAACGACAUCUACCUACUCCUCAAAAGUAGCGACUUUGUCACCCACGAUCUUGCACAUGCCUUUGACGACACAGCCGAUCAGUCCAUAACGCCAGACCCGGCAAUUCCAUACCAUCUCGUACUGCGAAAGUGGAUCACGCUUAACCCCAGCGUCGAGUUCCGAUGCUUUGUGCGCAACAGACGGCUGAUUGCCCUAUGCCAGCGAGACUUGAACCACUUUGACUUUCUGUUCAAUAUGCAGGAUAAGCUACGAGACCUGAUCCAAGACUUCUUCGACGCUAAACUGCGCGAUACAUUCCCAGACCCAAACUUCACUUUUGAUGUAUACGUGCCGCCGCCCCAUGAUAAGGUCUGGGUUGUUGAUUUCAAUCCCUGGGCUGUACGAACAGACCCAUUGGUCUUUUCGUGGAUGGAAUUGCUCACCAUGGACGUACCAGAGGCAGCACUAGCCGAAGAGACGACUGUGCGUCUGAAGAUAGCUCAGCCAGAAGCCAAGAGCGAGUCUGUUCCAGUGCCCAAUGACGUGUUGGAGGAGGACGACCUCUCAGACGACAAUGACAUUGAGGAAGUUUGGCAGCCAGAGUUCCGACUGGUACGGAGAGACGACCCAGAGGCGUAUGGUUUCACAACUCCGCAGUAUAGCGCUCACAAGUUGCCCAAAGAUGUAGUGGACGCGAGCAGGGGAGGCGAAGGCCAACUGAGAGAGUUUGCCAUGCAGUGGGAACAGGCCCAGAAAUUGGCUGAACAACAAAGGGCAGAAGAUAGCGAAGAAGAUUAG
Bipolaris oryzae ATCC 44560 is the source of this 1188-nucleotide messenger RNA. RefSeq lists its product as uncharacterized. NCBI's taxonomy places the organism in Eukaryota, Fungi, Ascomycota, Dothideomycetes, Pleosporales, Pleosporaceae. The transcript has 2 exons. Gene Ontology annotation, cellular component: cytoplasm. The record is from RefSeq and is a predicted model, not a curated record. Bases 1 to 1188 code for a protein of 395 amino acids.